Molecule: messenger RNA, 480 nt
Organism: Aureobasidium melanogenum CBS 110374
Lineage: Eukaryota; Fungi; Ascomycota; Dothideomycetes; Dothideales; Saccotheciaceae
Product: protein yop1
Exons: 4
Coding region: 1-480 (159 amino acids)
Source: RefSeq, a predicted model, not a curated record
AUGUCUUUCCAGGAACGCGCCCAGCAGCACAUUUCGCAGCUCGACAAGGAGCUGUCCAAGUACCCUGCCCUCAACAACUUUGAGCAGCAGAGCUCCGUCCCCAAGGUCUACGUUGUCCUCGGUCUCGGUGCCCUCUACUUCUUCCUCAUCUUCUUCAACAUCGCUGGCGAGUUCCUCGUCAACUUUGCUGGCUUCAUCAUCCCUGGUUACUACUCGCUCGAGGCUCUGUUCUCCCAGACCAAGGCCGAUGACACCCACUGGUUGACCUACUGGGUCACUUACGCCUUCUUGACCGUUCUCGAGAGCGCCGUCAACGCCGUCUACUGGUUCCCCUUCUACUACACCUUCAAGUUCAUCCUUGUGCUCUGGAUGUCCCUUCCCCAGACCGGCGGUGCCACCAUUGUCUUCAACUCGCUCCUCCAGCCUCUCUUCGGCCGCUUCUUCAACCGUGGCCCUGUUGAGUCCGCCAAGACCCAGUAA